GACCGACACUCAACAACACUCUGUGACUUGUGCGAAAGCAUAUCAGCAACGUCCUACUAACUCCACAGGAAGCCUUUGCUCACAUUGUUACGAGCCAUCGAAUUAUGAGCUAUGGCUAGACUGAACGAACCCCCCGUGUCUACGGACAGUCUCGAAACGCUUCGAAAAAAACUUCUACGCCAGAACCGCGAUCUUGCAAAAUCAAACAACAUACGUGCCCUCCGCAUCCGAGAACUCGAGAAUGACUGCGCAUGUAUGCUAUCAGAGAACCUGGAGCUCAGAGGUCGUAUCAUAGAGCUAGAGAAGGAGCUUGAAGAUAACGAUACUCGAAGAAUUGCUGAUCAUGCACUUGCUAUCAAGGCGAAGCUUGAAUCCCAACUUACAGAAUGGGGUACCCUUCUUGCUGGUCUUGGCCUUGAGCCGCCUAUGAAGCGACACUCUCCACGACCAAGAAAGUCAACAAAGUCCAGGUUGAGCUUCAGCUCAGCUCGACCCAGUCCUUCACAGCGACGCCUUAGAGAUAUGGCCCGUGAAAUUGAGGAACUGGGACAUAUUUCAGAAACCAAGUCCUACCCGAGACAGUCCAUGAACCAAGAACAAAUCCUAGCACUUCGGUCAGAGGCCGACAACGAUGACAUGGCCGACACAUCUCAAUCACCAGAUAUUGGACCUCCUCCUGUCUCCCAUUUCAUCGAGGAAGAGCCAGUCAAGGUUGACUCACCCACACGCUCACGCCCUUCACCAACACAUAUACCAGCACCCAUACAAGAGAGUCCCACAAGGAAACUCGCACCACCCGAAAAACUCACAUCACCUCAGACCACCAAAACCUUACCGAGAUCACCUUCGCCCGAAAAGAAGCAACAAGCAAAUGCCACUAAACCCAAGGAAACGGAGCCAGUCAAGGCAAAGCCCUUAGCAACCAGAUCAAUCGAGACUAAGGUACAAGAAAUCGUCGAUGAAACCCCGGUACCUCAACCCCAGCCAGUCAAGGUCGGAUCAAAGCGAAAGCUCGCCGCUCGAGAUGAUAUGGUUACGAGUAGAUCCCAGCGGGCGAAUAACGAAAACGAGCCUCCACGAAACGCUACUGACAAGCCUUCGAUUCGUGAGAAGGCCGGAGGACGAACAUUGAAAGAACUUGGUAAUAUGAGAAAGGACGCUCGUGAAAAGGCGAGUGCGACAGGCACAAGGAAGCCCCUCGCAGCCAAGAGCACUAACGACGAUUUGACCUCGCCAAAGAAGAUUUCCAAACCAGUUGCGACUGAUGAAGUCGCUGCAGCCAAAGCGGAUCUCAUGAGAUCAAAGGCUUCCCAAGAGAGCCCCAAGCCCAGAUCCAAGACUUUGGCUCCUAUCACCAUUGAAACUGUACUCGAGCCUCCUACGGCCCCUGAAGUUGUAGAGGUGCCAUGCGGACUCACAACACCUUUCACAGACUCAGCGCUUCUCUCCCCCAACUCGCCAGAUACUGCCGCAUCCCAGGAACCCGGACGAGGAGGAACACCUCCACCUGGCGAUGUCAAUGCGAGCAGAGAACCAGCAAGGCCCAGCCGACGAAAUAGGACCGCAGUCAGCUAUGCAGAGCCUAACCUCAGAGACAAGAUGCGACGACCCACCAAGGAGAUGCUCGACGCUGUUGCUGGAGAAGGCAAAUAUGCUCGAAGGUCUAGUGUAGCUGAGCAAGCCCCAGACACAGCCAGAACGAAGCGUGAGAGCAGUACUGAAGACUCAUGGAAGAAUCUUCCCAGUGCCAAUGCCAACAACACAGAGAACGAGCCUGGGAGCAUUCCUGCAAGCCCUCUGGCUGGUAAAGGUUCACCUCCUGGCAUCCAUAAACUUAUAGCUAUGCGAGGUGGCAGACGCACAUCUAUGAUGAUUCAAGAUAUUGUUACCAGCAGCGAAACCUCACAUGAGGAUGGAGAAGUCAAGGAGGAGACGGCUUCUGACACUACUGGUGUCAGCGAAGUUGAUGUUUAUGAAUUCACACCCUCAUCACCACAAAAUGACGAAGAAGCUCCUGCCGAGAUCAAGAAGAAGGCCACUGCUCGUCGACCGUCACGGCGUGUCUCUUCAGCAGUUCACACCGAGGAUGGCGCUGGAGCUAGAGAGCGCGCCUCAUCUAGGCGAAGGAGUAUGAUGUUGUAAUGAUGCAUAUUGCAAUAGCGGGAGUUCGGUAGAGCAGUUGGGCGUUUUUCUCAUUUGUUGUUCUUGUUUGUUCAAAAGGAGUACGUUGCUUGUCGGCGCUGAUACUGCUUCGAUGGAUCAUACAGACUGGUCACAUGCCCAAGAUACCUCUACAAAGCGAUGGAUAAUGG
This is a messenger RNA of Fusarium redolens, 2312 nucleotides long. RefSeq lists its product as uncharacterized. Gene Ontology annotation, cellular component: nucleus; chromosome, centromeric region. The record is from RefSeq and is a predicted model, not a curated record. NCBI's taxonomy places the organism in Eukaryota, Fungi, Ascomycota, Sordariomycetes, Hypocreales, Nectriaceae. Bases 112 to 2142 code for a protein of 676 amino acids. The transcript is spliced from 3 exons. Gene Ontology annotation, biological process: meiotic chromosome segregation.